CCCACCAUCUACAGCAGGGGUGGGUGGAGGUCGGUUAUAAACGCCUUAGACUAUCAGCAGCAAAAUACUGGAUUGCUUUUCUUUUUUUUUCCCUUGUGAAAAACUCAUAUCAACUGCACAUCAGCUGCACAUCAGGUUCAGUGUUUGAAGGAAAUGUCUAAGCUGUUCCGAGCCGUGAUCUUGGGUCCACCGGGCUCGGGGAAAGGCACCAUCUCGGAGCGGGUGGCGAACAGUUUCGGCCUGAAACAUCUGUCCAGCGGUGAUUUCCUGCGCGAGAACAUCGCGGCGAAAACGGAGGCUGGAGUUUUGGCUAAAACCUACAUAGAGAAAGGUGCUUUGGUACCAGACCAUGUGAUGACCCGCUUGAUGCUGCCCCGGCUAGAAGAGAUGACCCGCCACAGCUGGCUGUUGGAUGGUUUUCCCCGGACCCUAGCCCAGGCUGAGGCUCUGAACAGUGCCUGUGAGCUUGACGUGGUCAUUAGUCUUAACAUCCCUCUAGAGACGCUGAAGGAAAGACUGCGCCAUCGCUGGAUCCACCCGGCCAGCGGGAGGGUGUACAACAUGCGCUUUAAUCCUCCCCGUGUCCAGGGAGUGGACGAUAUCAGUGGAGAGCCACUGAUCCAACAUGAAGAUGAUAGACCAGAGGCUCUGGUUGCCAGACUGAGGCACUACAAAGAUGUGGCAAAGCCUGUCAUAGAUUUAUACAGGGCCAAAGGCAUCCUGCACAUGUUUUCGGACACAGAGACGGACCGGAUCUGGCCUUACGUCAGCUCGCUUCUGAGUACUAAGAUCCCGACAGACCUAGGAGAUGCUCAAAGGGUCAGAACCCACUGAGGGAAACCGCUGAUAUGCUUAACGGUUAAUUCUACACAUCGGUAUAGCAGUCAUCACUUCAUGACAAUGUUCAUUCCUCCAAAAGGGUUUUAGUCAUUUCUAGAUAUCAUUCCUCACUUUUUAUUAAAAAAAGCACAUCAAGAAUGAGUCGUUUUACAUUUUAAGUGUUAUUUUAGAUGCAGCAAAAAACAUGUCAUUAGCUUAAACGUAGAUAACCUGCUGACUAACCUGGUUAUUUGAUUUUACGUGUUUUAAGGAAACACAGCCAUACAUAUGGAAGAAGAACUAAGUAAAAUCUUCACGAAUCAGGUCAGGUAGACGGUUUAAAUGUGUGAUAAGUUAGUAAUAGUGAAAUCAUUUGAGUUUUGUGAGUGGAAAGACAUUAUUUCAAUAUUCCUGUGAUUUAUGUGAUGAAGUCAUUCCUGUCAUUUUUUCUGAAACACUUUUCUGUUUCACUGUAACAUGUGGCUAUAUCUUAUGCCGCCUUUCUCUCUGGAAUGUUCUCUCAUCAAGUCAUUGAGUGCUUGUACAGACUUAAAUAAUGAUGUGCUUGCAGUUUUUUUUUUCUUCAAGCAAAUGAUUUGUGUGUGUGUGUGUGUGUGUGUGUGUGUGUACUACUUUGAGAAAAUGUUACAUGUACAGAAUACGCUGAGAAUAUACACACUGACAUGUUCAAACCAUUUCAAUAUUUCAAUUGGGACUCAGUGAGAAUUUUUGCCACCAUCACAGUCCGUGAAUAUGUAGUUUUAUAAGAGUUUGAAAGGAUUAUGUAAUAUAUUUUUUUAAACGACAAAGCUUGUUCCCUCACCAGUGCUCCAAAAGAUCUGUCUAAAUAAAAUGAGAUAAGCUAGUGUACCCAUAAAGUCUGAGAGUCAGAGGUGAGGCAAAAUAAUCUCUAUAUGCAAGUCUAAAUCAGAGCAAAUACCUCUGAACUAUUGAACCUUUUGACAGCAUUAUAACUCUCUCCAUCUGUCGCUCUUUCGUUAGACACGAUAUUGGAAAUGCAAGCCAAAGACUGGAAAACAGACCCCUUCAUUCUCUUUGGUGUGCAGUAUCACACAUGCUGCAUUCAGUUCUGAAUAUCUGAACCAAAUAAACAUUUUCGCUUGAUUUUGGAAAA
Molecule: messenger RNA, 1954 nt
Organism: Hemibagrus wyckioides
Lineage: Eukaryota; Metazoa; Chordata; Actinopteri; Siluriformes; Bagridae
Gene: ak4
Product: adenylate kinase 4
Exons: 6
Coding region: 154-834 (226 amino acids)
Biological process (GO): nucleobase-containing compound metabolic process
Cellular component (GO): mitochondrion; cytoplasm
Molecular function (GO): ATP binding; AMP kinase activity; nucleoside diphosphate kinase activity
Source: RefSeq, a predicted model, not a curated record